Schistocerca gregaria is the source of this 6815-nucleotide messenger RNA. RefSeq lists its product as uncharacterized. The transcript is spliced from 11 exons. NCBI's taxonomy places the organism in Eukaryota, Metazoa, Arthropoda, Insecta, Orthoptera, Acrididae. The record is from RefSeq and is a predicted model, not a curated record. The coding region runs from base 202 to 3996 and encodes 1264 amino acids.
GUUCUUUGGUCAGCGAGUCUAUGGAUUAGAAAAUGGAUGUUGUGGGUCCCAGCGGUGUGUUUGGGAGACGAUAGUUUAUGUUUUACGGAGUGUGUGAGGGGUCAACUAGUCAAUUACUGAGUCCAUUUUUGGCAAGUGAAUGAGUGGGUGGUUCUGGUUGGCAACUACCGUGGACGGCAAUGUGUAAUACCACCACAUACGAUGGCAAAUCUUCAGGCGCAAGCGACGCGAGUCUUGUUUCUCGAUGGACAGGCAAUAAUAUUGCAAAACGAAGCAGGAGACAAUGCCUUCGGCGACCUAAACGCCGAACUGUUGCAACAGGCUUUACAAAGUGUCGGUGUAACACAGUCCGUCGAUGACGGUGGCGCUGACACCGCGGUAGCCGCGGACGCUAGCUUUGUUGUUCCAACGAAUGAGGCAACAGCGGUGGAGGUGACUGAAGCACUUCCUACCACUCUGGAAGCAGGCGGUGCCAGUAAUUUCAGGCUGAUUUUCCAGAACGAUGAGGAAUCCCAGGGAGCUGUGCGAUUCAUGACCGAAGAUGCUGAAGCUUUGGGCCUUAAAAUAUUUGUCGAUGGAAGUGAAGUGAAACAAGAGCAACAUCAACACGCUCAACAAGAUGUGCAGACAAACAGUUUGACCGUGAGUGAGAAUCAGGAACAACACUCAGAGCAUGAGCAGCAACAGGUGGUGUUCACUACCCCGUCUGGUGAAGUUGCUGCUGUAGUGCCUUCGUUUGAAGGUUGUGAAGUCAAAGAAGAUGAUGGAACGACUGCCCAGUUCCAGUCUGCAGCUGAUGCGCUGGGAGCCCUUGUUGGUGCAACAACUGCUGGAGAAACAGUGUCGAUGGACCAAUCAGUCACACUAGUGCCGCAGUUGAUAGAUGGGUGUGUGUCAUAUGCCGUGCAGUUUGCUAACGGAGAGGAUGAAUCUGCAGAUGUCGGCAGUACUGAGCAGCAGGAGGCGACAAUGGAAACCUCGUGUGCCUUCUCUUCACCCACAGAAUUUGCCGUGUCAGUGACAACGGCACCCGAAACUAAUCAGGAACAGCUGCCCCCACUUCCUGUACUUUCUUGUGUACGGGAACACAAGUCCUUACCAAUCGCGGCUAAGACUCAGGUCACCUCUAGGCCACAUGUGCCUGCGAGAAAGAUAGUGCCGGCUCAGAGUACACCAGGAUCUGGGCCCAAUCGUAUAAAGGUACACGUUGUCGGUGGCAAGGUGGUGACAGAGCCUGAAGCGCAGCAGCUCGUCACCAGGACUGCGCCGAACGUAGCUCGCAUAGCUGCCAACAACUUUGAUUCAGCCAAACCACUCGGCUCCAGUGAAAAUCCCAUACAACUUGUACAGCAUGGACAGACAUUCCACAGUGUGCAGGCUUUGACCCAAGAGCAGCUAAAGCAAAUUGCAACAGUUCUACAACAGCAGCACCUGGAUUCGGCACCUCGCACCAAAAAUGUUGUUUACGAUGCAGAGACCAAUACUCGUAUCAUCUACAGGGUGGUGUACCCAGAGGACCUGGACUUGUGCGAACCCAACUCUCCACCUUCAGGAGAUACUGCUCCGCGCCGCUUGCAGGGCAUCGGUGUGUCACAUUCAGUGCAGGGAAACAUUACUCUAUCGAAGGCCAUUGUUGACAAUGGGAGGCUGCAGCAGGUGACAGCACUGCGUGGUCGUGGUAGUGGACGCAGAGGCCGGCUCCCGGGCAGCCGCAACAAACGUCCUGCCGACUCAGCUGGACUGGGAGAAAUCAGGGUGAUUCAUGAUGAGGCCGAGGAGGCAGCCCGUUCCGAGCGCAAGAAGCAGUUGUUAUCGCGCACCCGCUCUGGUAGACUAUCUCGUCCACCGCGGCACAUGGUGAAAGACUACAAGCGGCUGCACAGGCUGGACUUCGCAGAUGCAGAUCUUGACGAUUCGGAUGGUGGCUACUCGGAUUACCAGAUGAGUGACCACGAGGAUGGAAAGGAGGGGGAAGGUGCCGGGGCUCUGGCGAAAGGGGGCACAGAGGUACCAGAUCCAGCGCUGCCUGCAGGUGCUCCUACAGUGACAGUUCCAAAGCGCAAGAUUUCUCCGCACUUCCGGUGCCCAGCCUGCCAGAAGAUAUAUCUGGGCCACAGUCGCAUGGCGCGACACCUUCAGGCAUUUCCUGAGCACGCGAAGUCUGUCCCGGUGGAUGAAGCCAAUUCGCCAGCUCCACCCACUGAUGACGGAGGAGGAGCGCAAGACAAGACAGGUGUAUCUGCAGCUGCACCCACUGCAGCUGCGGCCACUGCGCCGACACCAGCAUCGGCGCCUGCACCUGCGCCCGCGACUGCGACUGCGACUGCACCCACACCCGCAGCCACACCUGUGCCUGCAGUUCCUAACGGUGCAGUACCAACAGUGGUCAGACGUGUUGGCGCUCCUCCGGGCCCGCGGAAGAAGAAACGGCGUGGGCCGUGGGCGUACAUCACACCGGAGGCUCGAUCGCAGAGGCGGAAAGAGAAGCUGAGGGAGAUGCUGGUAACUUGUGAACCGGUAGAGGUCGCUGAGGUGUGUGGUCGCACUGUUUGUGGAUCACUUUCUCUACUGGAGCUGCUGUGGUUGCGGCUGGAAGCCGUUCAUGCCAACCGACUACUGGAGGAGCUUGCAGCACUGGUUGGAGAGGCACGGACCCUUCUCGGGUCUGCCCUGACCAAGGACGAGAGUGAUGACAAAACGGAAUCCAGUCUAGACGACGAGCAUGUGGAGGUUUGUGGUGAUGUGUUGUGUGUCGCAAUGGGUCUGGAAUGUGGACGAUACCGUGUGGAUACUUCGAAGCUGCGUCCUCCGCCGCAUCCCGAAGAGCCACCUCCAUCCAAUCCUGCCCCAGAGUCCAAUGUACCCAGCAGAGCUUCUGAAAACCUGCAAUCAGCAACAGAAGUUGAAGAUGCUGUACCCGGAGAGCCCAGAGAGAAGAAGCCAAGAAUAGAAGAUCUGAAGUUGGAGGCUGCAACAACCUCCCCGGACAGUGGGAGCAGCAGUGUUGGGAUGGAUUGCAGUAUGGCCGGCACUCCGUCAGAGACCAUGGUUGUUGACGACCCUAGUGAAUUGCGUGGUGAUAAGGAAGUGGCAGAUGAUGACACGCACGAACUGCGGCUCUGUCCACUAGAGGCACUCGGGCUGCAAGCACAGACCAACACACUUGAAGCUGUCAGAACUCCAGACAGUGGUGUGGCAAACCCUAAAGAGGACUCAUCACCAGCUUCAGCAGAGGCACCCCACACACCAACGGAACUGCCUCAUGUCGUAGUGGAACUUCCCACCACAUCUUCAGAGCUGCUGAACACACAGGCAGAGGCGCCUCACAUGAUGACAGAACUGCAGAAUGUGCAGGUGGAGCCACCUGGCACACCAGGGGAACUGCCCCAGAUGCCGACAGAGUUGUCAGUGCCUUGCACAGUAACGGAGGUGCCAGUGUCCCACCCACCACGCGACGACGCACUGCCGCCGCCGGAACUGUCCGUGUCCCGCAUGCCGGAAGAUCUACCUCACACCCCCACGCAGUUGUCUUCCACACCCCCAGAACCACCACCCGUACCGAGGGAGGAGUCCCAGAUGCCCGCGGGACAGCUCCACCACAGCACCGCACACCCUCUUGACGAGGACUUGUUGGACGGCCUCUGCUGCUCGGCAGAAGGUCAUCCCGAUGUGGCGGGCUCAGAAGAGGAUGCUGGCCGGCGGGCUGCCCUGCAGGCGGUGGAUGACAUAGUUCGCGAGCGGCUGGGUCUAGUGGACUUCCUCGACGUGAUCCCGCCACCGCACCCGUCCACGCGGGUCGAGCUCCCCGGGUUCGCGAGCUUGCAGGUGCCGCACCGUGCCGGAAGUGGAAGCGGCAUUCCCACGGCUCCACCCCCCACAUUCCUAGCACUGCCGGAUUUAGCAGAUCACAUAGAUCUAGAUGCUCUGGGAGAAGAACUGAGUUCCUCGGCACAUCCGGCUUCUGCUGCAAGUGGAGGUGAAGUUGUCGGAAGCUGAGAGUAAUGCCCCAGAAAAAGAGGGCUAUUUCUGAAGGACGAUGUUCGUGUACCUAACGUGUGAGACCCCAAAUGAAAUGUGAUUUGUGAUACCAACGAAUUUGUGAUUAGCAGUGACUUUCUGUUAUCCACCUCAAUACAACAAAAUAUUUUUAGCUGGCCAGUGUGCAAUGUUAUGAGCAACUUCAAUUCCUUUAUUGAUAAAUUCCAAGCAGCACUAAUUUAAAACAUAUCUAAUCAAUGAAAUGCUACAGUUUUGAUAUUGCCAAAAUUAAAAGGUAUGAGAUGGAUGCUUUGAGUGCAGUUUGUUACUACUCUUUUCACGAUCGGCACGGUCACAAUGAAUGAAGUGCUUUUUCACAACUGUUUUUCUGCUAGAAGCUUUUUCUAAUUAAAGCAAAUCAUUCCGCUUAGAAAUCAAAAAUGUUCUUCUUAUGGACAAAAAUGUACCAUUGGAUCAUGUUGCAUUUAAUGAACUGGGGUAUGCAUUUCCCUCUAUCACAAGCCAAAAUUUAUUUCACUUGUGUGCUCAACUUCUCACAGAUUUGCCUGACUGAUUAAAAACCUUUUAGCCAUUACCGGUUAACAAUGGCAUUGGCAUUGGCAUUGGCAUUUGCCAGAAAAGCAUUCUCGCCUGAAGUUCUGUUGAGAAUCUGCAGUGGGAAACUUAAUUGCUUGUUUGUUGAGAACUGAAUAGGCUUGAAAUGAUUGUAUUUCAUCAGUACAAAAGUAUUCUGUAUGUGUACUUACAAGGAUCUGUGUAUAACUACUCUUCCCUCUUGGAACUAUUUCCUCCCCUUUCUCCCUUGCUGUUGCCUUGUGAAAGUAAUGUUCUGAAAUCUGCUCUCUCUCUCUCUCUCUCUCUCUCUCUCUCUCUCUCUCUCUCUCUCUCUCUCUCUCACACACACACACACACACACACACACACACACACACACACACACACACACACACACACACACACACUCACUCACUCUCGCCCCCCCCCCCUCCCCCCCCUCCUUCAGUAUCCUACACAUGGAGCAAAAUUGCAAAUGCAGGUUUGCAGCUAUCACAGUUGCAGUGAGUCAGUACUGUCCAAAGAUAUUAUUUCUAUAAUGUGUAAAUACAAACUCCAGCUAGUAAAGCUGAACUAUUUGUGUAGUCUUUAUUAGUAAUAAAUAUGCAUUUAAAUAUGUGUAUAUAUAUAUGUAUAUAUAGUUAUGUCAUAUUUGGGAAUUAGUUGCAGUCUUAUCUGUUCACAGCUGCUAAUAUGAGAUGAUACGCUGCAAUAAUGGUUAUUUUUUGCCACUUUAUACUCAUUGCACUGGUAUUUUUAAUAAUUAUUUGGAAGCAGUCUACCUCUCAUAAGUGAGAUAGGUAGCAGUACCUGUGAAAGAAGUCAGUUUUUUUGUUUUUUGUUUUUUCAUAACUCCAGAUUAAUCACUUUUUCAUUUUUAUGUCAGCCAGCAGCUCUCCAGAUGAACAAUAGACGUAAUUGUAUCAGUUGCAGUUUGAAUUAACAUGUUUGUGCAACCUCUGGGUUCCUCGAUGGAUAGUUUCAUCUUUCGUCUGCUUGAUGUAUUUUUACUAAAAUGUGCAACUGAUAAGACAACACUCUGUCCUACGUGUUCAUGCAAAGACACUUUGUAUAUGUGUCACUGUUGUAUUUUUCUGUGAGGGAGUUUGUGUGAGUGUUUUUGUCUGAGGAUUAUUUUUUACUAAAUGUGUACCAGAAGAUAGUGGUUAUCCAUACGUCACCUUUGAAUAUUUAUACAGUAAGUAGACCAUUACUUUCGUUGUGUUCCCUGCAAUUUUGUACUUAGCCAGAGAGCCCUAACUGCUCUGCUAAGUCAGUGAUGACUGAGGUCUUUGUACUCUGUACUGGAUAAUUUUUCUAGGUAGGAAAACAGUUCCUACUUAUCUGUACCUGAUUAUAAUAAGAGGAAUAUUGGCUGUUAAUUCCACACUAAGUUUCACCAUAUUUCUUAUUUGAUUUAGUACUUGUGAUACGAUGUCAACAGUGAUAACACUUUUUAUAAUUAGUGUUAAGUUUGCAGUUGUGUGAUGACUGUGCUACCUAUUUUCAGAAAGAAUAUAAAAAUAAAAAGUGUAAUAUUUCACCUUAUACAUAUUGUUUCCAGGCUGUUGACCUCAGUCCAGAUUACAGUAUUAAUUGGAAAACAAAUUGUAAUAGGUUGUGAGAUUACAUUUUGGAAAACAAAUUGUAAUAGGCUGUGAAAUUACCUUAACUGCACAGUAGUUGUGAGAAUGAAAGUUUAGUUCCUAAUUCAAGAGACAUGUUCGCAGGUUUGUGAAGGGUCGCGUAACUUCUAAAAUCUUGUUGAGUGGUCUGUUUUAAAAUCUGAAACUACUAGUGCCUUUAUUUGUUAAUAUUCACAGAUGCAGUAAUGGAGCACAUGGUGGAUAUUUUAGACAUUUCUUAUAAAAGGGAAGUCAAAAGAAAUAAUCCAUCUUAUUAGUCUUUGUAGGAAUUUUUUUUUUUUUUUGUCAUUAAUAUAUUGAAAGUGGACGGUAUGGAGUGACGCUGUUCUUAGAUUGUCUUCAUACAUACUGGUAGGUCUGUAUUUUGGACUCUUGAUGGCCCUGGGCAAAAAGAUCUCUGCUUGCCCCUCCACCCCCCUUCCCUCCACCCACCCCUUCCUUCAUCCUCUGCCCCACGGACUUGAAAUACAGAUAUUUAUUAGUCUGCCUAAUGUGGGCAUGUUUUUUGUCUGCGUAAUACUUUGAGCUGCAAAUUUAAAACCGUGCUUUUUUGAAGUUACAAGUAAAAAAAUGUAAUAAAGUGUUGGACAAUAAAUAUAAAUGCAAAUACUGCUA